Asparagus officinalis (garden asparagus) is the source of this 2120-nucleotide messenger RNA. Its product is annotated as K(+) efflux antiporter 4-like. Gene Ontology annotation, molecular function: potassium:proton antiporter activity. Gene Ontology annotation, biological process: proton transmembrane transport; potassium ion transmembrane transport. Gene Ontology annotation, cellular component: membrane. Lineage: Eukaryota; Viridiplantae; Streptophyta; Magnoliopsida; Asparagales; Asparagaceae. The transcript is spliced from 20 exons. The coding region runs from base 1 to 1653 and encodes 550 amino acids. The record is from RefSeq and is a predicted model, not a curated record.
AUGGCGACCGCUGGACCUCUCUCCGUCCUCGUGCUUCUCCUGCUAGCGGAUAGUUUCGCUGAGAUAAUCGAUCGCGCGCUCGAGAAGGAGUUCUCUGAGAGCGAGCAGAGCGAUGGAGAAAGCAAUGCUGGGGGUUUCAACAACAGCGUUGCUGAGAAACAGGCAGUCUUGGAAACAGUAGCUAGAGUUACCUCGAAGAAAAAUGACAGCAAAGAGGAGAAGCCGUUUCAGCUUCAUGAUGUUUUUACUUUGGAUAAUGAGAACGGACAAGAAGACAUCCCAACAUUGAUUGAUCGCAAGGAUAAUGUGUUCAUCAUAUCAAAUCCAAAAUCAAAAUAUCCUGUACUAAAGUUGGAUCUUAGGUUGAUAUCCGAUCUCGUGGCAGUCAUUGUCUCUGCAACUUGUGGUGGCAUUGCCUUCGCCUGUGCUGGACAACCGGUGAUCACUGGUUAUUUACUUGCUGGAUCUGUUAUUGGACCAGGAGGUUUUAAUUUUGUUAGCGAAAUGGUGCAAGUGGAAACUGUUGCUCAAUUUGGUGUAAUAUUUCUUCUUUUUGCAUUGGGCCUGGAGUUCUCGACAGCAAAGCUACGUGCUGUCCGAGCAGUUGCUAUUCUUGGAGGGCUAUUGCAAACUUUGUUGUUUAUGUGCCUGUGUGGUGUAAUUGCCUCGUUAUUCAGGGGUAAAACUUCAGAGGGGUUAUUUGUCGGCACAUUCUUAUCGAUGUCAUCAACAGCUGUGGUGUUGAAGUUUCUAUCGGAGAGAAACAGCAUCAAUGCUCUACAUGGGCAAGUUACAGUUGGUACCCUGAUUCUCCAGGACUGUGCUGUUGGCUUGCUUUUUGCUCUCCUUCCAGUUCUGUGUGGCACUUCUGGUGUAUUUCAAGGAGUUGUAUCAAUGUCCAAGUCGUUAAUCAUGCUUUUCUCUUUUUUGAGUAUCCUCUCUAUACUGUCCCGUACUUGUGUGCCUUGCUUCCUUAGGCUGAUGAUAAGCCUUUCAUCUCAGACUAACGAACUCUAUCAAUUGGCAUCAGUUGCGUUUUGCUUAUUGGUUGCAUGGUUUUUAUCAUCUCAGUGUAGUGAUAAGUUGGGACUAAGUCUUGAAUUGGGUUCCUUUGCUGCGGGAGUGAUGAUUUCGACGACUGAUUUUUCCCAACACACGCUUGAGCAAAUUGAACCUAUUCGGAACUUCUUUGCUGCUCUUUUUCUUGCUAGUAUUGGGAUGCUAAUUCAUGUGCAAUUCCUAUGGAAUCAUGUGGAUAUUCUACUAGCAGCUGUAAUCUUAGUGAUCACUGUAAAGACACUAGUGAUUGCAAUUGUUGUCAAGGGAUUUGGCUACACAAAUAAGACGUCGCUUCUUGUUGGCAUGUCACUGGCACAAAUAGGGGAGUUUGCUUUUGUUCUUCUAAGUCGUGCAUCAAACCUUCAUCUGGUUCAGGGAAAGCUAUAUCUUUUGCUUCUCGGAACAACUGCUCUCAGUUUGGUGACUACUCCACUGCUGUUCAGGUUGAUACCUGCCGUUGUUCAUCUUGGAAUCUUAUUAAGAUGGUUCUCUUCAGACAGCAGUCAGGCCGAGAUGGGGUGUAGAAGUGAUAUCCUUCGUUCAGAGAGUGGCAAACGCAUAACCUUAUUGGUCCACAGUGCUCGUAAUUCAUGAGACAAGUUUUUAAUAUAGUUCAUGGCACAAUCUUACGGCAAUGAGCUUCGUAAUACUCCUAAGCAUUGGGAAGGAGUUCUUACUGAAAUCUUGAUGAGAAAAUGAAGUACAUACGUGCAUUAUGGUUUUUUCCCCUGGUAAAUGUGAACAUAAUGCAAGGAGAGAGAUUUUGUUGCUUGGGCUGUGGUACACAUUCUCAAUUUUGUACAAAAAUUAACGUUUCUCUUUUGUUUCUCCUCCUUUUCUUCCCUUUGUAAUGCUGUCUUUCAAUGUAUUUCAUUUGUUGUAUUGGUUUUGUCCAACCGUGAAUCUCAUAUCGUUGGCAUCCCAACCAAUGUAGAAAAUAACAGUUAAAAGUGUACGAGAGGUUCAGCUGAGGUGAUGUCCACAGUCCUUACAAAGUGUAAUUGAGGGUACUAUUUCCAUGUCCUACUUGUGAAGUAGCAGAAAAAAAAUUUAUAGGCUAA